This is a messenger RNA of Polistes dominula (European paper wasp), 4949 nucleotides long. RefSeq lists its product as uncharacterized. NCBI's taxonomy places the organism in Eukaryota, Metazoa, Arthropoda, Insecta, Hymenoptera, Vespidae. Gene Ontology annotation, cellular component: COPII-coated ER to Golgi transport vesicle; cytoplasm. Gene Ontology annotation, molecular function: glycerophospholipase activity; metal ion binding. The record is from RefSeq and is a predicted model, not a curated record.
CAAAGUACAUUCAAGAAAUGUACACUGACUUUGUAUUUUAGUCCUAGGGACUCUCAAAGUCAAUUUUAUUACAGAUAACUUUCCCAUCUAUAUAAGAAGUUUAAGGAUGAACCGUAAGUUACUUUAUGUUCGUUCGUGACGUUAACAUGUGCAUGUAUAUUUUGUGAAUGUAUUCUCGACAUCGUAGUGUCUAUCUCUUGAAAUACCAAAAAGUGUUUAUAUAUAUAACAUUUUUUUAAGCACUCUAUUGAGAAUUUGAUUAAUUGUACGUGUUAUGUAUUUUUAAUAAUAAAGUUAAUAAUAUGAGUAGUACAUCGCGUAAAGUGAGAAAUCCAUUGCUCUCAGCAGCUGGCAUGGGAUCACCUUUUGAAUAUUAUCCGGAAAAUGCUCUCCUUGUCCCAGUUACACCUGCAACACCUGCUGUUCUUCGAGACGAUGCUGAACUAGACAACUUCGUAGGACAAGAGACCAAUCAAUCUCAGAAUUCGUCAGUGAAUCAGACAGUUUCGAAGAACGAAUUGGAUGGUGAGAAUUUAUUGGUGAACAAAUCUGUUAAUUCAGAGGAGUCAAAGCUGCCGACAAAUCAACCAACGAAACAAGGUUACUUCACGUCGAUUCUAUCGUCUUUACCAAACUUGUCCCUGUCCUCGAUCAAAGCUGAUUCUUUGGGAAGUCAAGGAAGCCAAGGAGUCGAAAUCACCACUGGCAAACGAGAUAUAAAUCCUUACAGUGUACCUCAAAGUCGCAAUGGUUCAUUAUCGGAAACGUCGUCGUUUAUAGCGGCUAAUCCUCACGAUCCUUACGGUGUAAACCAAUCAGGAUCUGGUGAGGCUAAUAUAAGAGCUACUACUUCCGUUGCUCCUCCGCAACCAACUUUUCCCCCGACUAUACCAAUCUCAACAGGUCCCGUUUCUUAUCGACUUGGUAAUCAACGACGUUUGAAAUAUGCUCCACCCCCUGACUUAACAUCGAAUAAUACAAAACAAUAUCCGAAUCCACCUGUACCAGAUUUCUUCUCCCCUUCAAACGUACUAACACCAUCAAGUAUAUUAAAUCCAAAUACAGCAAACAUUGAACAACAAAUAUCAAACAAUAGUCCUGUACUAUCACAAACCUCUGUGAUCCCUCCUUCAGAACAAAUUGUGACACCCGAACAACGUUCACAAAGUACAUCCCUUCAUGGAUCGUUUAGGUCCAGUCCUUCGACGAUAGGACAUUCCUCCAAUUCCAACGUAAAUUCUCAAAAUUCUUUUGGUGAAACUCCUUUAACAACCGGCCCAUCCGGAUAUUCAGUUUCUUCAUCGAGAUCGAUACCUCCGCGAAAUCUUGAUCCCGCCACCCCUCAAAACACUCCGGCAAACAGUUCCUUUUCUUUUGAUUUGUAUGCAAAUCAGCCGAAUCAUUUUAUGCGAUUUGGAUCAACGUAUUAUAACAAGAAAGAUCAAGAAGUCUCGAACAGCCAGUACACUAACAGCCAGGAUAUUUUUAAGCAAGAAUCGUCCAAUCCUACUUUGGAUGUUUCAAAGGCACAGUCGUUUGUAUCUCCAGUAGUUAACACGUUCAAACCUAUUUCAGUAGAUAAAGUGAAAGAAAAAUUAGAACAUUUCUUGGCUGAGCAAAAAGAGGAAUCACCAUCCGGUACUUCGUCGGAAUUUUCUUCCGAAGUAGCCAAUAUCACACCACAAAAUGAAAAUGAGAUAAAGACUCUUAAUUUUAAUAAUAUAAUUCAACCGUCCGGUGAAUCGAAUGAGGAGUCAAAUAAAAUAAAAUCGAACGGCGAACCGUCGAACGCUAACUUGUCCAAAAGCGAUUCUUUAUCCGACAUACCUUUGAAUCAAAACUCCUUUGAUAUUACAGUCUCACUGGAAAAUCCCGAAGAUUUAAGGAAAACACAACGUAUUACAUUUGAUACUAAAACUAGUCAAUUAAAUUUAACUCCUCAACUACAACAAUCUAAUCAGACGCAAGCAUUGCCUAUUUUACCUUUGGACAAUAUUUUUCCGGAAAAAACAACGGAAACAGACAAACAUAUAAAUCCAAGAUCAAUUCAAGAAGAAUCUAAAUCAAACUCUACAUUCGUUGAUUUUUCGAACACAUUUAUCGAGCCAGCUGAGAAUACAACGAAUUAUUCUUUGUUUCAACCGCAGCAAAGUGAUAUUAAUACAAACUUCAAUCAAGUCUCAAACAUUGAAUUACAUAAAAAAGAAGAAUAUCCUUCCUUUAAUCAAUAUUCUACAAAUACUGUAUCCACAAUUCCUCAAUCAAUUUGGAACAAUAAUAAAAAUAUCCAAAUACAGAAUAACGAUUCAACACGUAACGAUCAACCUCCUCAAUUUUAUAAUCCUGCCCAGUUAAUGGCUGAGGCUUACAAAUAUCAAUAUCCUGCAAGUAUAUAUGUACCAACGACCAAUUCUGUAUUCAAUAGUCAAACGCACACGUUUGUUGCUCAAGCUUCGAAAUUGGAAGAAUCACGAAACAUUGUUUCUGAUAACGAUUUUAUCUAUGCACAACAUUCAUUUCCCAUGACAACAGCUGUACCCGAGCCUACAGGUUCUGCUACUCUUAGUCCAAUUCAAUUAUCGGCAAGUCCAUUCAGUGGUCAUACGACACCAGACGGUAUACCUUUGAGUCUUCAUACCUUGCCUACUGGUGUUUCAACCGGACGAAUGCAGUACAAAGUAAUAAAUCAUCACUGGUUCUAUCGUAAGGAGGUGGAAAAUAAAGUACUAUGGGUACCGUUUUCCACGGAGGAUAGCUCGCGAUUAGAAACUGUACACAAUUCUAGUGAGAUAACUACAGAAACUACAGUAGCUACCGAUGGUGGUCGCUAUGACGUAGAUAUUCUCAGACGUCGAAGAUCUCCUGUUUAUUGGUCAGGACCUUCGACAGAAGUGAGGCGAUGUUCUUGGUUUUACAAAGGACCUUCAGAAUCCAAAUAUAUCCCUUACGAUGAGAGCAUCGCCGCAAAACUCGAAGAAGAAUUUAAACAUGCUUGUAUUACGUCUUCUUGGAAUCGCCGAAUAGAUCUGAAUAAUGGAGAAUAUAUUAUAUUCCAUAGUGAAACUGUACACGUUCAUUAUUUACAAACCAAUUCUUCAGAUGCGAGUACCUCUUGGACUAAUCCUACUGAUUCAGAGGACGGUACAUAUUUACAGGGUGGAAGUAUUAGACAACGAAUGGUUAAAAGAGGUGUCAUUGAUUUUAAUAUAGACAAUGGUGAGCCAGAAAAAAUCGAUCAUCUUCUUUUCGUAGUUCAUGGUGUGGGAAGUGCUUGUGACUUGAAAUUUAGAAGCGUCGAAGAAGUUGUUGAUGAAUUCCGUAGUAUAUCAUUGCAAUUAGUACAGUCACAUUAUCAUACCGCUAGUAAACAUGGAAUCGUUAAUAGAAUAGAAGUUUUACCAAUUUCAUGGCACACAUCGUUACAUUCCGAUACUGGGAUUGAUAAAAAAUUAAAGGCCAUUACUUUAGAGAGUAUACCAAAGUUACGACAUUUUACAAACGAUACUUUGCUCGACGUACUUUUUUAUACUAGUCCGACAUAUUGUGAAACGAUCAUGCAAACGGUUGGAAAUGAGAUGAACAGACUAUACGCCUUAUUCAAAGAAAGAAAUCCAGACUUCGAUGGAGGAGUUUAUUUGGGUGGUCAUUCUUUGGGUAGUCUGAUAAUGUUCGAUUUAUUAUGUCAUCAAAAAUCUCCGGUGACAGAAGAGAAAGAAGAAGAAGAAGAAGAAGAUAGUGAAGUUAACGCCGGAAAGGAAAAUGAAAAUUUGGGUCCCAUACAGUCAUUGCAAGGGCAGAUUUUAAAAAGACGUCUCAGUAAGAAAAUCAGUUAUGUGAUCGGUAUUGCUGGAACUGGACAACCUUAUAUACAUUAUCCUCAAAUAAAUUUUCACCCACGUGCCUUUUUCGCUUUUGGUAGUCCAAUCGGUAUGUUCGUAACGAUUCGGGGCAUUGAUACGCUUGGAGAAAACUUUGCCUUACCUACUUGUCCAGCUUUCUUCCAUAUAUUCCAUCCAUUUGACCCGGUUGCCUAUAGAGUGGAAUCUCUUAUUAAUCCAGAAGCUUAUAAGUACCGACCGAUGUUAAUACCUCAUCAUAAAGGCAGGAAGAGAAUGCAUCUAGAAUUGAAAGAAACGAUGGCACGAGUGGGAGCUGAUCUCAAACAGAAACUUAUCGAUUCCGUCAGGAGUACGUGGAAUUCCUUUUAUCAGCUUGCCUUUCAUAAACCAGAUGAUGUUCUCGAGCGAGAAAUUGAUAGAGUCGUUGAGGAACAAUUAAAGCAAAUACCGAAUGAGUCAGAACAACCGAGUAACGAUGAUGGUGGAGCUGAUAUUAAAAUGGGAAAAUUGAACGGUGGUCGACGGAUAGAUUACGUUCUUCAAGAAGCACCGUUGGAAUGUAUCAACGAAUAUCUUUUUGCUUUAACAAGUCACGUUUGUUACUGGGAGUCUGAAGAUACAAUAUUGAUGAUAUUGAAAGAGAUUUAUGGAUCGAUGGGUAUACAAACUGACGCACAAUUGCCUCAACAAACUUUGACCAUUGAACGACCAUCGCUAUCUUCAUCCCCUUCAAUUUCCAGUUCUUUUAAAAGCGAUACGACAGUACCUGUAAUAGGCAUGGACUCUAAAAUACCUAUUUCCAACAUUGGACCACCCCCUAUAACUGGUUUUGUGAGGAAAUCGUGAUUAAUACCAAGUUAUCGUAUUUCGAGAUAUUUUAUUCAACCUAAACAGUAAAUUCUUUACAUGACGUUAGAUAAAUGAAUUUAUGAAUUAUCAAACGCGGGGUCAAUGUUGACGCCUAUAUCUGUUACUGAUAAGGAAUAUAGCAUCGAAACUGAAACACCGAAAGUGAUCAUCAUCAACGUAACGUGUCGAUAAUCAUCAAUCUAACAAUAAGCGUGUGUCAUAAAAAAUCAUAAAAAAUCAUUAAAAAUCAUAAAAAAUCAU